AACCUUUUACCCUCUAAAACUCCAUCAUUAUCAUCACCAUCACCACUAUCAUAAUUCAUAAUGACGCCGCAUUCGACACCUUCACCUUCACCGAGUUCUUCUUCCACCUCGCUCCGCGAUAUCGUCCCUAUAGGCGGUAACGGGGAUGAGGAUGAUGACGCUUAUACUAGCGAUACCAGCGAUACAAGCACGGACUCGCACUCUCCUCGGCAGGAGCUGGAGGAGGCACGCUCUCCAAGGAGUCGCAAACCCCCGCCGCCAGCUCUUUCCCGAGUCCUUAGCGGGAACCACUUAGCUCCCCCACCUCCGUCGUCUAUAUGGCGCAACCUAUCGCGUUCGCCGUCGCCGUUGGGGCUUAUUCCGAUACACAGAACUUUCUCCUCACUCAUACACAAACAUGAAGUUCCCCGUAAACUCCUGCACGUUUCUAUUGGCUUCGUAGUUUUAUACCUUUACCGAACCGGACGCCAGCCAAUACAUAUCACCCCACCUUUAACCGCCGCCUUAAUCCCUAUCGCGAGUGCGGACCUGCUGCGCUUCUACUCACCAUCUUUCAACCAACUCUACAUCCGCCUACUCGGCGCCCUCAUGCGCGAGAGUGAGGUCACAGGGUGGAACGGGGUUGUCUGGUACCUUGUCGGCACAAUAACCGUACUAAGCAUAUUCCCGAAGGAUGUCGCUACGCUCAGCAUCCUCCUACUAUCAUGGUGCGACACAGCAGCCAGUACCUUCGGCCGCGCAUGGGGACGCUACACACCGCGAAUCCGCCGGGGUAAGAGUCUGGCGGGGAUCUGGCGAGCUUCGCAGUCGGCGCCGUCACUGCUGCCGCCUUCUGGGGCACUGGGCCUGCAGGCGCUGGGGCUGGGAGACGUACAGGUCAACGGAGGAUGGGGGCUUGCACUCAUGAGCGUUGUCACGGGUGUGAUUGCAAGUGUCUCUGAGGCGAUGGAUGUUUUUGGAUUGGACGAUAAUGUAGUCAUACCGGUGUUGAGUGCUGUGGGCGUUUGGGGGGUUUUGAGGAUUUUUGGGUAGAUUUAUUCUCGGCGGCGUUGGUGGGAUGCGAUAGUGAGAACGGCAUGAAACAGAAUGAAAAGGAAUGGUAUGGGUGUGCACUGGAUGGAGUUGGUGGGGUUUUUUCUUCUCUUCUUUCCCUUUUCUUCUUCGUAUGCUCAAGCUCUUUUCAUUGCUAUACUCAUAGCACUUUAUCCCUUACCCCUUAUUACCUACCCUUCUACUCUCCUAUUCUCUUAUUUAUUCAUUUUCUACACUUCGCUCCUGUUUGUUUCCACCAUCAUGGGUAUGAGUUAGCUUACACAACUAGUACUUGUUAGCGUAAUGGUUCAUCUCAUCCUCCACUCUUGAUUGCUAUCACCCCCUUCCUUUCUAUUUGUCUUUAUCUUUAUCUUUCUGCUUUUCUUUCCCCCCCUUCCUUUUUCUUUCUUUUUCUAGGAACAGUUGAUUCGCCGUGCGUUUUAUUUCGUCCGGCAUGGCAUGAGAAGAUAAAUCGUGUAUGAAUAGUAUAUUCAUAAAGUUAGACUUUCUAUUGUUGGGUUGUAUGUUGAUUUGUGUUUUCAUUAGUGUAUAGUUUGUACAGUAAUCUAGAGAAUAUGGUGGGUUCUGGUUUAAUUUCAAGGUACAGUAUGAUAGACAUACGAUAUAUGAAAUCUGUUUUACGUUUUUAC
Molecule: messenger RNA, 1682 nt
Organism: Tuber melanosporum (Perigord truffle)
Lineage: Eukaryota; Fungi; Ascomycota; Pezizomycetes; Pezizales; Tuberaceae
Exons: 4
Coding region: 61-1032 (323 amino acids)
Biological process (GO): phosphatidic acid biosynthetic process
Cellular component (GO): endoplasmic reticulum membrane
Molecular function (GO): ATP-dependent diacylglycerol kinase activity
Source: RefSeq, a predicted model, not a curated record